AUGUCUUCAGAUCUUGAGAAACAUGUCAAAAGACUAAAGGCCAGACUGGAAGCAAUGUCGCAGGCAGUCAAGAUGGAGAAAACAGCUGAUCUCAGACAGUGUCUGGCCAUUUGUGCUGAGGCUUCUGAGCAAACAAAGCAGAUGCACUUCAAUGAAUUUGAAGAUGUUCUCUCAGCUGAUGAUGCUCAUCAAGUCAUUGUCUCAACACUGGGAGAGCUUAUCUCAGUGAAGCGUAUCACAACCGGAUCUAGGUCAGCUCAGUGGCUGGGGCAAAUGUCAGAUGAAACUCCUCAGCAGCUUCCAGGGAUCGCAGCCGUGUGUCUGAAGGCCCUGUGA
This is a messenger RNA of Blastomyces gilchristii SLH14081, 336 nucleotides long. RefSeq lists its product as uncharacterized. NCBI's taxonomy places the organism in Eukaryota, Fungi, Ascomycota, Eurotiomycetes, Onygenales, Ajellomycetaceae. The transcript has 2 exons. The record is from RefSeq and is a predicted model, not a curated record. The coding region runs from base 1 to 336 and encodes 111 amino acids.